This is a messenger RNA of Rhodofomes roseus, 1699 nucleotides long. RefSeq names its product alpha/beta-hydrolase. Lineage: Eukaryota; Fungi; Basidiomycota; Agaricomycetes; Polyporales; Fomitopsidaceae. The transcript is spliced from 4 exons. Gene Ontology annotation, biological process: macroautophagy; neutral lipid catabolic process; piecemeal microautophagy of the nucleus. Gene Ontology annotation, molecular function: glycerophospholipase activity. The record is from RefSeq and is a predicted model, not a curated record. The coding region runs from base 277 to 1548 and encodes 423 amino acids.
GCGCACUUGGGUCGCUUCAACUCACAUUGAUCUCCGCACGGUCUGCGUGCGACGCACGUUGCCAUACAGUGCAGCAGUCACGACUACGGUCAUGGCCACAUCGCCGUUAGAGUCGCGCAGGCAGCUGUAGCGGUUCGUGUGGGGGAUCGCACUCCGCCUCGUUCGGAGAGACAUCCGAUCAUGUCAAGAUCGCAUCUCGCUUGACCCGCUCUUCCGCAGCUUCAGUUGCGAUCCUGGUCCCCUGCUCAGCGGUCUCAUGUCUUUAUUCCGCACACUAUGCACGCCCUGACAAUCUUGCUCCCAUUCCUGCUGUGCUAUGCUCAUGUUGUAGCAUCAUCUGUGGCUGCCGAGCCGACGGGGAUCUCGUUCGUCCCUGAGGAAGCGUACACCCUCGCGCGCACCUUCGACCUCGACUCUCCGCAGAGCUUGUUCGACGUCUCUUCGCUCCGGAAUGAGCCAGACACACCGACGUUCUCAUUGAAGACUCGGCCGAUGAUGGUGUACCGGCCGCGCUCGCCAGAGGCACUGCAGCGCGCCCGGGUGCGCACGCUGCGCGGGGAGCCGAGCGAGGCGGUCGAGUGGGAGGAGGUGCAGGUGAUGGGGCCGUAUAUCGAGGACAAGCAUACGCUCUCGCAGCUCGCCAGGAUGACAGGGAACGCGUAUGCGUUGCCGGGCCAGAAGAACUGGUAUGACAUCGAUGUCACUUGGAAUGCUAGCUUCCCGUUCGGCUGGGAAGACUCCGACGACGGGUUCCGCGGGCACGUCUUCCUCUCGCCGGGCAACGCGACGGUCGUGCUCUCGAUCAAGGGCACGACGCUCCCCUUCCAGGGCCCGACGUCUAAGAAGGACAAGUUCAACGAUAACCUGCUGUUCUCGUGCUGCUGUGCACGGGUGGACCUGUCGUGGACGUUCAGCCAGGUGUGCGGGUGCUAUGCGAAGAAAUGGCGCUGCGAUGAAGGAUGCUUGAAUAAGGCGCUGGUCGAGGAUAGUUUGUUCUAUAAUGUCGGCGUGAACCUCGUCAACGACCUCAUCGCGCUGUACCCGACCUCCACCAUCUGGCUCGUCGGGCACUCGCUCGGGGGGUCGCUCGCCUCCCUGCUCGGGGCGACCUUCGGGCUGCCCGUGGUCACCUUCGAGGCCCCAGGCGAGCGGCUCGCCGCGCACCGCCUCGCCCUCCCUCUCCCGCCGUCCGCGUCGGUCACGCACGUCUACCACAACGCCGACCCGAUCCCUCAGGGUACGUGCACCGGUCCGCUGUCGCUCUGCGCGCAGGGCGGGUACGCGCUCGAGACGGGGUGCCACCUUGGCAAGACGAUCGUGUUUGAUACGGUGGGCAAGCUAGGAUGGCGCGUGGACGUGUUGACGCAUAGGAUCAAGACGGUGAUCGUGGACAUGUUGGAGGCGGAUGUGGAGGAUGGCUGGGACUCUACCGAGGACGGCAUCCAGCUGGACGUGCCUAUAGCGAGGGAGGAGGUGGAUUGCAUGGACUGCUAUAAGUGGGAGUUUGGCAACUACGAGGACUCUCAGUGUGCAGCAUCGACCUUGUAAUCUAUCCAUUGUAUUUUAGACGGCAAAGUAUGUACCAUGUAUGUACCAACUCAUCCUGUCUUUGUACUUUCAACACGCGUUGUACACUACUAUAGCAUUUCAAUUUCCAUGCACGCGUACGACUGUGAUGCUCAAGCUUUAUGCAGCAUUC